Messenger RNA from Andrographis paniculata, 966 nucleotides. RefSeq lists its product as uncharacterized. NCBI's taxonomy places the organism in Eukaryota, Viridiplantae, Streptophyta, Magnoliopsida, Lamiales, Acanthaceae. The record is from RefSeq and is a predicted model, not a curated record. Bases 1 to 966 code for a protein of 321 amino acids. The transcript has a single exon.
AUGAGAGGGAGAGAAGGUAAAGUACCUCCUGCUGCUGAUUUGCUUGUUUGCUUUCCUUCUAGAGCUCAUUUGAGCAUGAUUCCGAAGCCAAUCUGCAGUCCGGUUCGACCGCCGGAGUCCGCCGCAGGGCAGCAGCGGCGCCACCGCCUAAGGAGGAAAUCUAACAGUAGAUUGGGGGUUGGGGUUGGGAAUGGCCAUGGAAGCCCCCAAAUGUGGAUGAAAUCAAAAGCGCCUAAUUCGGAUCUUUCUGAGCCGACGUCCCCAAAAGUCACCUGCGCAGGGCAAAUCAAAGUUAGGGCAAAGCCGAGCUCGUGCAAAAAUUGGCAAUCGGUGAUGGAGGAGAUCGAACGGAUGCAUAAGAAUCGGAAGCAGAAGAGGCGAUCGACGUGGAUUGAAUCGCUAGGGUUUAAGAAAGACGUGAUGCAAUUUCUGACUUGCCUAAGAAAUCUCCGCUUCGAUUUUCGGUGCUUCGGCGCUUUCCCCUCCGCCGGAAUCACCUCCGACGACGACGAAGACGACGACGAUGAAGACGAAGAUGGAGAUGAAAACCACCGUUUGAAAAAGGAUACCGACGGUAGCUCGAACGCCGUCUUCUCCAAGUGGUAUAUGAUUUUGCAGGAAAAUCAAGGGACAGAAUUCGCCAAUAAACAGGCAAACAAAGGGAAAACGGUGACACCGGACUUAGCCGACGACGAAAACGACGGCGAGUUUUCUCAAUCGGCGGCGCCGCCGCCGAACGCCCUGAUGCUCAUGCGCUGCCGAUCAGCUCCGGCGAAAAACUGGCUGUUGGAGGAAAAUUAUUGUGAGAACCAGAAUGCGACGGCGGAGGAACAACUACAACCGGAAUCAGUGACGGCGCAAUGCGGUGGAGAUUGCUCGAAAAUUUCGGAUGAAAUUGCGAGGGAAACGUGGAUCGUCGGAGGAAUCAGAGACAUGCUUCCUCGAAGUCGAAGCUGGAAGCGAUGA